Molecule: messenger RNA, 2418 nt
Organism: Physcomitrium patens
Lineage: Eukaryota; Viridiplantae; Streptophyta; Bryopsida; Funariales; Funariaceae
Source: RefSeq, a predicted model, not a curated record
GAGUCCCCACGGCAUCGGCCCCCGCGCGCACCUGCCCGCCUACCCGCUCUAUCCACCGGGAACGUGGUGCGCGGGGUAUGGGUGGAUGGGGACGGUUCUUCUUCGAGGGCGGGGGCGGGGCAUCGCCAUGUUACCCAGAUGUUGAUGCUUCUGCUCCCUAGCCGGAUUUGAAUCUCCCCUGUUCGGGUCAAGACUUCUGCUCUUGCCCAGCUGCAGUCGUGUCGCGUCGUUGCGAGGUGUUCGGAUGCGAUUUUUCAGUGCAGGGCGCUCGGAGUAUGCAGAUUUCGAGUGUGGAGUGAGAUUUCGUGUCGUCGUUUCAGAUGAGUGAGAGUUCUUGUUCGUGGAAAGGUUGCUCAUGUUAUUACGGAUGUCGUGGCUUUUGCGGAGAGAGGUGAUGAAUUGAGGUGGAGUGUUGGAUUGGCGGGAUCGAUUUUUGAAGCCGGGGAGCGCCGUGUAGAGGCGUGACUGCAGUUCGACACUGGGAUUGAAUUAAUUUUUGAAACAGGUCUCGUUUCGGUUUCGGUCGCGGAUGUGUCGAGGUGGGCACGGAAAGGAGGUAUUGCAAAGGGGGAGUUCUCGUGUUUCUUUGUGACGGUUGUACUUCUCUCUGGCGGCUUAAAUGCAGAAAUGUAGGGCGCGAUUGUGCUUUGUUGGAGUUAUUGCAUUGGAAUGAAGCAAUGGAGCGAAGUUCUUCUGUAAUGGUUCAUCCAGCGAAGGUGGAACCAGAGGCUUCCUUGAGUGAAAUGGUGAAAGAGGUUUUGCAACUCGUGCAGAAAGAUGGACUCCUCUCUAAGAAACAGAUGGAUUAUUGUGACGAUGCCUGCGUGAUGCGCUACCUGAAAGCUCAUGGGAAAAACGUUUCAAGAGCAGCAAGGAUGCUGAGAGCUACUCUGAAUUGGCGCGAGAAGAUUAGCAUCGACUACUUGAUUGCGGACGAAUUUCCAGCGGAACUGGCUGUAGGAGCUGCGUAUGUUGCAGGUUACGACGACGAGGGUCGACCUGUUUUGGUGAUAAAAAAAAAGCCCGAGUACAUACUUAAUAAAACUUUUAAAGAAUAUCUCCGUUAUUUAAUCUUUACAAUGGAGGUCGCGAUUGCUGCUAUGCCUCCAGGAGUAACCCAGUGGGUCCUCAUCGUUGAUACAGGAGGUUACUCAAAAAUACGUGCGCCGUGGACUAGCGGCAUUCUCACCUCUCUUAAGAUUCUUGCUGAUCAUUACCCGGAGAGGCUCGCCAAAGCCUUCAUCGUUGAUGCACCUGCCAUGUUAUACUACGUCUGGAAGGGGAUAUGCACUUUUUUUGACAACUCGGCGAGUGGCAAGUUCAGUUUUUCAUAUUCCAGAAAUUAUCUUGUGGUUCCAAGACCAUCGGAUACCUCAAAAGAUUCGUUUUUAACAAAACCUUUUUCUAAGCAUACUCGGAGGAGGUCGGCCAGCUUUUGUGCACAGCAUAUGAGCUCUUCGGUUCCUUUCAGAACUAAAUCAGCUGACAUCACACUACUGGAAACAACAUUUGAUGGAGUUCCUAAUAGAAACGAGGAUAAGUCAUCUUGCAAGUUGUCCGAGGGACCGGAAGUGGCAUCAAGCUUGAGAAGAAGAUCCUUUUCGUUCCGAUCUGUGGCUGGUCCCAUCAAUUGUCUGUCACCCAAUCUAAAAGAUGACGAACUUGGGAGUUUCAGAAAUGAUGACGAAGACCUUUUCAGUCGACCUGAAAUGCCAGGAGCAGUGCCCGCACGACCAAAACGAGCUAAAGGUCUUACAUGGGAUGGUUUAGUUUCUAUCUUCUACCCACAAAAGAAGAAUGAAACUACUGUAACUAAUGAAGUAAAACCAAGAAGUUUCGAAACUUUUAGACCUUACUUUAAGUUUCUACAGGUAUCAUAUGAUGAAGCUGCGUAUAGAGCAUUGAUGAAGCCCCCUCUCGGAGGCCUGGCCACGAUCAUCUCCAGAGACUUGAAACGCUGGAACUGACUUUGACCUUGAUCUGGGUAAGAUCCAUGGGUUAUUCAUUGUAAACAGGCUUCAAUCCCUACAUUUGGCCUUCCGGUUCCUUCGAUUCCCUUCUACCCUUAGGUACUUUCCUUGUACAUUUAAUCAUGGCUGCCGUAGUCUCUCUUUAGUUUGAUUAUCCAUCUUUACAUGAUGGUCAUUGUUUCAUUUAAACUCCGUCAUGAAGAGUGAGAGUUUCAGCCCUGGAGUUUUCCGAUCUUUUGAAGCUUGUGCAAGCGUGUAGGAAACUCCAAAUUCAAAGCGUAAGAUCUGUGCUUGCUUAGUGGAAUUUACACGGAUGAAUCUUUCGAAGUCAUUCUUCUGAAACAGUACAUCAAUUAAAUAAUAUCUAUCUGAUUGAAAGAUCACCAAAUUUUUAGGGUGGUAUAUUAUGUACAAUAACUUGUGUAAUUUUCUUUUAAAAUUCAAAGGC